This is a messenger RNA of Oppiella nova, 483 nucleotides long. Lineage: Eukaryota; Metazoa; Arthropoda; Arachnida; Sarcoptiformes; Oppiidae. The record is from the annotation of a GenBank genome assembly.
AUGUUUGAUCCCAACCCACACUACUCGUCCCGACAGUCGACUCGUGACCGAACCCUCGACCAGCAGUGCACUGUCACCCGGCCCGGGGUGUCGAUGUUGGCUUCAGCACUGGCCGUAGAGCUCAUGGUAUCUGUAUUACAGCACCCAUUGCGAGGGGCGGCGCCGGCACUUGUAGUCAGCGGCGACUACAUGGAUGAGGUAGACAGCGAUGCGGAGACAGCCCUGGGAUUAGUGCCGCACCAGAUCCGGGGCUUUUUGUCCCGUUUUCAGCAAUUGAUGAUCACUAGUGAACGGUUCACUAAAUGCAGCGCCUGUUCCCAAGCCGUGAUCGACGCUUAUAAUGAAAUGGGUUUUGAGUUUCUGUUCAAUGCGUUCAAUGAUAGCAAUUAUAUCGAGUCGUUGACGGGUUUAACACAAUUACAUAACGAGACACAACUGUCCGACAUAUGGGUAUUGAGUGAUUCCGAUGAGGAUUAGCGCAGG